AGAUGAUUGUCAAAACAAAAGUGGCAAAUAUUUUUUAAAUGUUACCGAAACCAAUAGUUUUACCUUCUUUGCCAUCUAAUUAAACUUAGUGUACAUCAUGGAUGAGGAUAACAAAUUACCUUUGAAGCGAGUGGAACUUUCAUUGACGAAAUUCAAUGAAGUUGCUAUUCCGCACCAUUUGGAUCUGCUGCGACAACACAAAGCCAACAUAAUCAAGCACGAGGCGGCGGGCGCGCUGCCGCGCGUGCGCGCCGAGCAGACGCACGCGGCGCGCGUGGCGGCGCAGCUGCGCGCGCUGCUGGCCGAGCUGGCCGAGCUGCGCGCGCAGGUGCGGCCCGCCGACCUGGCGCGCUUCGACGCGCUGACGCAGCGCAGCCGCGACCUCACGCGGCGGGCCAUCGUCGACUACCUGGAGACGCCCCCGCUGAAGAUGACGCGCGCGGCGCCGGCGGAAGACGCGGGCCAAGCGCACAGCGCGGUCUCCACCGACUCGGUGGGCGUGCUGCGGGGCGAGGGCGAGGGCGAGCUCGUGCAGCUGCGCGUCGACGACCACGAGCUGGCGCUGCGCGAGCGCGAGGCCGUGCUGGCGGGCUGGGACGCGCUGCAGGCCGAGGUGCGCGCGCUGCACGACGUGUGGCAGCGGACGCACGCGGCCGCGCGGCUGCAGGCGCGGCUGGUGGACGACGCGGCCGCGGACGUGCACGCGGCCGACGCCAACGUCGCCGCGGCGCGCCGCGCGCUCUCCGCCGCAGAGAAGUUGAAGGUGAGCGCGUACGGCGCGGGCGGCGCGCUGCUGGGCGCGCUGGCGGGCGGGCCGCUGGGGCUGGCGGCGGGCGUCAAGGCCGGCGUCGCCGCGGCGCUGGGCGGGUCCCUGCUCGGCUUCGCGGGGGGCCGGCUGCUCGGCAGGAGCCGGCUGCCGCGGCUGGAGGCCCCGCCGGCCGCGCCGGCGCCCGGCCCCGACGCGCCCAAGGACAAGGCGCAGUAG
This is a messenger RNA of Hyposmocoma kahamanoa, 985 nucleotides long. It is a transcript of the gene Syx17, whose product is annotated as syntaxin-17. Bases 98 to 985 code for a protein of 295 amino acids. Lineage: Eukaryota; Metazoa; Arthropoda; Insecta; Lepidoptera; Cosmopterigidae. The transcript has 5 exons. The record is from RefSeq and is a predicted model, not a curated record.